ACCCGUCUCCUCCGAAGUUUCUCUCUUUAUUCAGUCUUCCCAAAACCUAACCCUGCCCAGUUCUCUCAAAUCUCCGACCAAAAAAUGGACGAAGGCGAGGGCGGCGGCGGCGGUCUCCGACUAGGAAAGAAGAACUCCGACAAGGGCGUCGCCGGAUCCGGCGAGGUCGAUUACAGGACGAAGUCGGGUACAGCGUGGAGCCACUCGUUUCUGAACCAGAAGCCAUGGCAUCCUCUCUCUUACCCUAACCAGCGUCGCAAGUGGAUCGCCGAGCAGACUCACGCGAACCGAGAGCGCCGUGCUGAGGAAGUCGCCCGCGAGUUUGCACAGGAGCAGGAGUUUUUUCGUCAAACUGCACUUUUCUCCAAGAAGGAGAAGGAGAAGGUGGAGAUGAUGAAAGCUGUGAGUUUUAUGUAUGUUCGUCCACCUGGAUAUAAUGCAGAAAGUGCGAAGGCUGCUGAAGUUGAAGAUGAAAGGAAGAACACUGAUCAAGAUAAUGCUGCUCAAGAUCCUUCAUCUACUGCUCCAGUGACUGAUGCCAAACUUGAUAAGAAUCACUCCGAGAGAGACAAGAAAGCCAGACCGAAAGAUGUUUUUGGCCGGCCUUUGCCCACAGAAGAAGAAUUUGGAGUACUGAAAAAUGCCCCAAGGUUGGAAACGGGUAUGCCUGCAAGGGUAAAGCCAUUUGGAAUUGAAAUCCGUAAUGUAAGAUGUGUAAGAUGCGGAACUUUUGGUCACCAAAGUGGUGAUCGUGAAUGUCCUUUGAAAGAUGUAAUAAUGCCGAAUGAGGAGAGUCGAUUGAAGAGGGAUGACCCACUAACGGCUAUAAUAGCACAAACAGAUCCCAAUGAGCCUUUAAAGUGGGAACUUAAGCAGAAACCAGGGUUGAGCCCUCCCCGUGGAGGAUUCCAGGCUGAUGAUCCCAAUCAGCAGAUCGUCGCAGAAGAAAUAUUCGAUGAAUAUGGAGGAUUUCUUAGUGGUGAUAUUCCUGAGCUUCUCACGAACUUCUCCGCCAAAAAGCCCAAGAAGCAUUCCAAGCAUAAAAGGAAGCAUAAACACCACUCAUCAUCAGGAACUCAUAUUGCAUCCAAGCAUAGUCAUGAAAACCGGUUGCUGUCAUCUUCAUUUUCAGAAGAUGAUAGAAAGAGGGCAAAGAGCAAGCAUGAGACAACGAAGAGAUACCAGUCAGAAUCAAGGAUAUCUGAUGGCUCUGAUUCAGAGCAUCACAGACAUCCGCCAUCUUCAGACUCUGAAGAUAGCAGAGAAAUAGAGAGGAGGGAAGAAAGAAAGCACAAGACAAAAAAGAGACACCGUUCAGGAUUGAGGAAAUAUGAUAGUUCUGAUUCAGAGCGUUACAGAAGGCGAUCAUCUUCAGACUCUGACGAUGAUCGAGGUAGAGAGAGGAAGGCAAAGAGCAAGCACAAGACGAAGAAGAGAUACCGUUCAGAAUCACAGAGGUCUGAUGGUUUUGAUUUAGAGCAUCAUAGAAAUCGAUCAUUAUCUCCAGACUCUGAAGAUGAUAGAGAAAGAAAGAGGAGAGCAAAAAGCAAACACAAGACAAAGAAGAGGUACCAUUCAGAAUCAAGGAGAUCUGAUGGUUCUGACUCAGAGCAUCAAUUAAAACGAUCAUCAUCAUCUGAUUCUGAAGAUGGUAGAUAUAGGAGGAGGAGCACAAGGACCGAGCUCAAGCAUAUGAAGAGAUACGAUGACAGUUCUGAUUUAGAACGCCACGGAAAUCGAUCUUCUUCCCAAUUCGAAAGCUGA
Messenger RNA from Asparagus officinalis (garden asparagus), 1764 nucleotides. RefSeq lists its product as uncharacterized. Gene Ontology annotation, molecular function: transcription corepressor activity. Gene Ontology annotation, cellular component: nucleus. Gene Ontology annotation, biological process: negative regulation of DNA-templated transcription. Lineage: Eukaryota; Viridiplantae; Streptophyta; Magnoliopsida; Asparagales; Asparagaceae. The transcript is spliced from 7 exons. The record is from RefSeq and is a predicted model, not a curated record. The coding region runs from base 85 to 1764 and encodes 559 amino acids.